This is a messenger RNA of Blastocystis hominis, 2238 nucleotides long. RefSeq lists its product as hypothetical. The record is from RefSeq and is a predicted model, not a curated record. The transcript has 2 exons. Gene Ontology annotation, biological process: microtubule-based movement. Gene Ontology annotation, molecular function: microtubule motor activity; ATP binding; microtubule binding. Lineage: Eukaryota; Bigyra; Opalinata; Blastocystidae. The coding region runs from base 1 to 2238 and encodes 745 amino acids.
AUGGAGGCGCGAUAUCAAAACCAAAUAGCGAAGUUGACGCAGUCGCUGCAGCAGCACGACAUGGAGAGAUUGAAAAUGGAGGAAGAGAGAAAAGAAAAGGAGAAGGAACUGGAGUUGUUGCGAGAAGAAGUGGAGGGAUUGAAGAGAGAAAGAGAAGAAUUGAAGAGAGAAAGCGAAGGAUUCAAGGAGGAAAUGGGAGAAAAGGAGGAGCAGUUGAUUCAAAUGAAGCAUGAAAUUGAGGAGUGGAGAGAAAAAGCGGAUCGAUUGAACGUGGAACUAAAAGGGAAAAGCGAACGAAAUGAAGGAAUAGAGGAAUUGGAUCGAAUGAAAACAGAGAAUGAAUCGCUGAAAACGGAGUUGAAUGAAAUGAAAAAAGAGAAUGAAUCAUUGAAAGGAGAAUUGAAAAAUGUUCAAAUGGAGAAUGAAAGAGAAGAACUGAAUCAAUGCAUUGAAGAGUUAGAAAGGGUAAAACAAGAAAACGAAUCUCUGAGAGCGGAGUUGGAACGAGGAAAAGAAGGAGUCGCGAUGGCAGAGACGAUCGCGUUAAAAGAAGAGCUGGAUAAUUUAAACAAAGUGAACGCUUCUCUCAGAGAAGAACUCAUCAAAUUGAGUGCUGAACGAAAGAACCUUUUGAAUCCUCUCCUUUCCCAUCAACUUCCCAGAGGGUAUCAAAUCGAUUUGAAUGAAUUCAAUGAAUUCAAUGAUCAACAAUCGUUGGAAGGCGAACCGGAUUUCCGAACUCAUCCACCUGAACAAUUCUUCUAUUCAUCUCCUCUUCCCACCUCUUCUUCCUCGUUGGAAGCCUAUCGGCUCGUGAUUUCGCAGCUCUACCGCGAGGUUCUUUCCCUCCAGAGAGAGAAUCAGAGCCUUGUUGCGCAGUUGGAUGCUGCGAAGCCCCUUCAAAUCACAAUCACUCCUUCGGGAAUGGAGGAAUCGAACGCAGGAGUGAAGAGUUUGAUCGCUUCGAUGCAGAUGACGAUGCAAACGUUGCAAGUCACGCUGAAGGAGAAGAACGAUCUCAUCGCCAAGCUGAAUGCGCAACUGCAACAAUUCCUAUCCGAUUCUCAUCCGAAUGGAGAGUUUUCACUCGAUCAAAGAGAAGUGGAAACGGAGAAUAUGCUGAAUUCGGAGGAGCAAACAGAGAGUGAAGGGGAAGAAGAGCAGUCCCAGCAGUCCCAACACAAAGAAGAAGAAGACCAAAGAGAUCAUGAAGACCAGGAAGAUCAAAAAGACCAGGAAGAAGAAGAAGAAGAAGAAGAAGAAGAGAAGGGAGCUUCUCCGAAGCAGGAUUUCUCUCAAGAGAUGCAGAUGGCGCGAGAGGAAGCAGAGAGAAUGCGCCAGUCGUGCGAGCAGCUGAUGGAGGAAAACAACGCGAAGGAAAAACUGCUGGAGGCGCAGCGUUCGCGCGAGCAGCAGCUCUCCGACGAGGUCGCAUCUCUCCAAAACCAAGUCUCCGCUCUCGAAGAAAAACGCGAGGAACUGCAAACCCUGCUCUCUCUCUCUCGCCAGAACAUCCAACAGCUCUCCACGCUCUUCAAAGGCCAGCUAGGCCAGCUGCGCGAUUCGCUAUCUUCGCUGCCUCCUCUGCUCACAGCACAGCAGACUUCGUUGCGAGGCGAAAUGGAAACAACGAUCCGCACGAUCGCAGCGAAAUACGCGUUCCUCACAAACCAUCUUCUUUCUUCUCGCCAGCUAAUCUCGUCGCUUCGAGAUGAGAUUCAGAACUACAAAGGAAACUACCGAGUUAUGAUUCGGGUCCGACCCAUUAACAAUACGGACACUUCCACACACUCUUGCAUCCGAAUCACAGACGAAUACAACAUCUCCAUCCAAUCCGAAGACACGCGAAACGAACCCAAGUCGUUCGUUUUCGAUCGAAUUCUCCCUCCAGCAGCCUCUCAAGAAGAGCUGUUCUUAGAGAUCGAACCCGCGGUUCUCAGCGUUUUCCGAGGCAUUAAUUCCACGAUUCUCGCUUAUGGACAAACGGGAUCGGGCAAAACGUACUCCAUGGUAGGCGAAAAAGGCCGGCUUGGCCUCACAUUCCGAAGCUGUCACUUAUUAUUCGAGGAGUUCCGCUACCGAGCAGACACUUCUUACGAAUUGAAAAUUAGUAUCUCUGAGAUCUAUUGCGAAACGCUUCGCGAUUUAUUGGCGGAGGGUCGGAAAGUCAGCGUGCCGUUUUCUGCGAAAGAUCGGUUGGUCGAGGUCGCUUUCUUCUCCGUUUCUCCCUGUAGAUGA